CUGUUUCCCCGCCUUGAAACGGCCGGCUGCAAAGCCAGCGCGAAUUCGGGCAGCCAAUUCUCCGAGACGCCCGACAUGAACGCCGUCCGCGACGUAAUCUACGCCUUCAAGGCCAAGUGGUUUGAUCAGCAUGCGCAGAUGCAUCGCAACUUCAACGUCCGAUACUUCCCCGACGGCAACCACGUCGAGAUCCUCGACGUGAAGAGCAACAAAUUGUUCUUGAAAAAGACUCAGUGCCCCGCUGGCGUGUCACUCCAGGACUUCUUCUUGGGCGGAAAGCUGCUCCUCUUUGGACGUCACUUCGAACUAACUGAAUAUUUGGACGCGUUCACAGCCACGCAGCUCAGCAAGCAAGCACAAAAGUCCAUUCUCCUCUUCACGCACCUCGGCGCGACAGGGGCUGUACUCACGCAACUGCACCACAACCACUUUACACUGAGCUACCUGAAAUUGUUUCUCCGUGGCAAUGUCCCGACCAUCGUUGUCGAAGUUGUGGGGGAGAGCGCCGUUGAACGACUGCCGUUGCUCGUGUCGUCGCUUCAGUCCCGUUUUGGCGGCAGCGAACCAGGGUUUGAAGUCGCCGCAACCGCUGCCGACGUCCAACGGUUGCACGACCAAUUCGUCGCCAAGGCGUGGUCUUCCCCCGCGACCUUCACCAACUGCACGUGCUGCGUCAUUCAACCCCAUGUGCUCAAGGAAGGGCAAACCGGGGCAGUAGUCGACGCAAUUCUCGACAGCGGGUUGACCAUCACGGCCAUGGAACUGUUCAAUCUCGACCGCACCUCCGCGUCGGAAUUCCUCGAGCUAUACGACGGAGUCGUCCCGCAUUUCAACGAAGCGGUCGACCACUUGACGAGCGGCUCUUGCAUUGCCCUGGAACUCAUCGGCGACGGUGACGUGGUCCAGCGCUUUCGAGAAGCGGCGGGUCCAUGGGAUAUUGACAUGGCCAAAGAACUCAAACCCUCCACGAUUCGCGCGCGGUUUGGCGCUGACAGGGUGCACAAUGCCGUGCAUUGCACCGACUUGUCCGAGGACGGCGCGUUGGAGUCGCAAUACUUUUUUGACAUUUUAGCCCGCAAGUAGAGGGAUGAUUUGUCGUAGAAUCAAACUCUUGACGUUCUCGGGGGUGGUAAGGAAGGCCAGUGCUUCUGCUGGAGGCGAAAGGUUACGCACCACUCGCCACCGGUAUGUGGUACACCGAGUGAUCCAGAGC
Molecule: messenger RNA, 1213 nt
Organism: Aphanomyces invadans
Lineage: Eukaryota; Oomycota; Saprolegniomycetes; Saprolegniales; Verrucalvaceae
Exons: 5
Coding region: 76-1083 (335 amino acids)
Cellular component (GO): centrosome
Source: RefSeq, a predicted model, not a curated record